AUGGCUGAGUACCCACCCGACCAAGACGGCCGCGGCGGCGCCCGGGACUCUGAGUCCCUCCCUGGGACGCAGCGGGGGGCAGGGACUGUCGACAAUUGGGCCGUGCGGUUCGGUGAAGAACCUCAUCUCCUUAUCGUGUGCCAUCUUAACAGGAUGUUCGCUCAGGAUAACCUGAUCUGUCAGGAACAAGAGGUGGACAUGUGA
Rangifer tarandus platyrhynchus (Svalbard reindeer) is the source of this 204-nucleotide messenger RNA. The record is from the annotation of a GenBank genome assembly. NCBI's taxonomy places the organism in Eukaryota, Metazoa, Chordata, Mammalia, Artiodactyla, Cervidae.